AUGUCACAGGUCUGGCAUAAUCCGAACUCACAGUCAAACGAUGUGGCUACCUCUAAUGAUGCUGCGGGCUCCAACGAAAGAAACGAAAGAAACGAGAAAGAACCUCUCCUCCAGGGAAACCAGUCGAGUUUUGUUCAGCAGCAACAACGCAUUACUUUGCCCUCGCUAUCUGCCUUGAAUAAUAAGGAAGAAAAUGGAAGAGAUUCUAAUGGGCAACUGCCUUUAGCUUCUCAUGGUACUCACAUAUUAGGUUAUCCUCCUACACAUCCGAAUAUCAUACCCUCAAUCACAAGUGAUUCUACAUUUAAACAGUCUCACGAGUACCAACCUCACCCCAAGUCUUCUUCCUCAUCUCCUUCUAUAAACACUUCGGUUAUGAACGCUGCUUCCGCUUCAGCACCGGCUCCUCUUCCUACAGCAGGAGGCGCCAGCUUUUCUUUGUCGAGAUUUGACAAUCCAUUACCGAUAAAUGCUCCUGUUCACACAGAAGGUUCGCAAAGCUAUAACUGUCCCCAAGAAGAAGAAAAAGCAAGUCAACAGACCCAAGAUCACAAGGAAGUUUCCGCCGGUGCGCAACCUACUGAUGCCACCAAGUCUGCCAAUGAUCAUAUAGAUACUAAUGACGAUAAUAAUAAUAAUAAUAGUAAUAAUAAUAAUGAGAAUUUCAACGAAGAAGACCCUGAUUACAGACCUCUAAAUGUCAAAGAUGCCCUUUCUUACCUUGAACAGGUCAAAUUUCAAUUUAGUUCGCGUCCCGAUAUUUACAACCUCUUUUUAGAUAUUAUGAAGGACUUCAAGUCACAAGCAAUAGACACACCAGGAGUCAUUGAAAGAGUAUCUACAUUAUUCAGAGGUUACCCAAUUUUGAUUCAAGGAUUCAACACUUUCUUACCUCAAGGUUAUAGGAUCGAGUGUUCUACUAACCCGGACGACCCUAUUAGAGUCACUACCCCCAUGGGUACUACAACUGUGAACAAUAACAUCAGUCCACCUGAAAGAGGCACCAUAGAUGCACAGGAACCCAGUUCCCUUCCAGAAGCGGACGGGAACGGUACUCAACGAUCCCACAAUGUGCCCAUGGUGCCUUCGAAUGUUUACCACUCAGAACAGAACCAAGAUCAACAGCAAGUUUUGCCUCUUUCAGCUACAUCUACCGGGUUACCCUCGAUUCAGCAAUCUGAAAUUCCUGUACAUCAUCAAAUUCCUCAAAUCCAACCUUUAGCGGUUCAAGAAGAUGUCAAAAAAAAUGUUGACGUCGAGUUUAGCCAAGCCAUAAGCUAUGUUAAUAAGAUCAAAACUAGAUUUGCUGACCAACCUGAUAUUUAUAAGCAUUUCUUGGAAAUACUGCAAACUUAUCAACGGGAACAAAAGCCAAUAAACGAAGUCUAUGCGCAAGUGACCCAUCUAUUUCAAAAUGCACCAGAUUUACUAGAAGAUUUUAAGAAAUUUUUGCCCGACUCUUCAGCUUCUGCAAACCAGCAAGUGCAACAUGCUCAACAACACGCUCAACAACAACAGGAUGCUCAAAUGCAGGCUCAGGCGCAGGCUCAAAUGCAGGCUCAGGCUCAGGCGCAGGCUCAGGCGCAGGUUCAAGCUCAGGCUCAGGCGCAAGCUCAAGCCCAAGCUCAAGCAGAACAGCAGCAGCAGCAAUUUUUAUAUCCAGCAUCAAGCUAUUACGGUCAUUCUAAUAAUCGAGGUAUCCCUCAACAAAACUUGCCACCUAUUGGAAGUUUCUCACCCCCAACAAAUGGUUCUACUGUACAUGAAAACUAUCAGGAUCAGCAGCAUAUGCAACCACCCCAUUUGAUGCCCUUACCAUCGAUGGUUCAACAUGGCGCAAACAUAGUACAUCAAGGGAUUGCAAAUGAAAACUUACCUCUUUCGGACUUAAGGACGUCUCUCACGGAACAGUACGCUCCUUCUAAUAUUCAGCAACAGCAGCAACAACAUCCCCAAAGCAUUAGUCCUAUAGCAAAUUCGCAGUAUGGUGAUGUUCCCGUUAGACCAGAAAUUGAUUUGGAUCCAAGUAUUGUUCCUGUAGUCCCUGAACCAACUGAACCCAUCGAGGAUAAUAUAUCACUUAAUGAAGAGGUCACUUUUUUCGAGAAGGCGAAGAGGUAUAUUGGCAAUAAGCAUUUAUACACAGAAUUUCUAAAAAUUUUGAAUUUGUACUCCCAAGAUAUUCUUGACCUUGACGAUUUAGUGGAGAAGGUUGAUUUUUAUUUGGGUUCCAACAAGGAACUAUUUUCAUGGUUCAAAAACUUUGUUGGCUACCAAGAGAGGACCAAAUUUAUCGAGAAUAUCGUUCAUGAAAAACAUAGAUUGGAUUUAGAUUUAUGUGAGGCAUUUGGCCCAAGCUACAAAAGGCUACCGAAAAGUGAUACUUUCAUGCCAUGUUCAGGUAGAGAUGAUAUGUGUUGGGAAGUUCUGAAUGAUGAAUGGGUUGGACAUCCUGUAUGGGCUUCAGAGGAUUCUGGAUUUAUCGCCCAUCGUAAAAAUCAAUAUGAGGAAACAUUGUUUAAGAUUGAAGAGGAAAGACAUGAGUAUGACUUCUACAUUGAAUCUAAUUUAAGAACUAUCCAAUGCUUAGAAACAAUCGUAAAUAAGAUAGAAAAUAUGACGGAAAAUGAGAAGGUCAACUUUAAACUUCCUCCAGGUCUUGGUCAUACUUCGAUGACUAUUUAUAAAAAAGUGAUAAGAAAAGUCUAUGAUAAGGAGAGGGGGUUCGAGAUUAUUGACGCUUUACAUGAACACCCUGCUGUGACAGCUCCGGUUGUUCUGAAAAGACUAAAACAAAAGGAUGAAGAAUGGAGAAGAGCUCAACGCGAGUGGAAUAAGGUCUGGAGGGAGCUAGAACAGAAAGUUUUCUUCAAGUCGUUAGAUCAUUUAGGUUUAACAUUCAAACAGGCCGAUAAAAAAUUAUUAACUACAAAACAACUGAUAUCGGAGAUUAGUAGUAUCAAAGUCGAUCAAACAAACAAAAAAAUUCACUGGUUAACUCCCAAACCAAAGAGCCAGUUAGACUUUGAUUUCCCUGAUAAGAAUAUUUUCUGUGAUAUCUUGUAUUUGGCAGACAGUUUCAUAAGUCAUACUACAGCAUAUUCGAAUCCUGAUAAAGAAAGGUUGAAAGAUUUAUUAAAAUACUUCAUAUCUUUGUUCUUUUCUAUUUCUCUAGAAGAGAUCGAAGAAUCUUUACAAGCUUAUAAGCAAAGUGUAUCAGAAUCUAGCGGAUCCGACGAUGGGGGUUCUAGUGUAUCGAGGAAAAGGUCGUAUCAACAGGAAAUGACUUUGCUUGAUAUUUUGCACAGAAGCAGGUACCAAAAGUUAAAGCGUUCUAAAGAUGAAGAUGGGAAAGUCCCACAACUUUCAGAAGCGCCUGAUGAGGAAUCUAAUAUUAUUGAGGAAGAAGAGCUCAUCAAUGAAGAGGCCAAAAAUCCUUGGCUAACUGGGAAUCUAGUGGAGGAGGCAAACUCUCAGGGUAUGAUUCAAAACCGUGGUAUAUUUAAUUUGUUCGCAAAUACGAAUAUUUAUAUCUUCUUCCGUCACUGGACAACGAUAUAUGAGCGACUUUUGGAAAUCAAGCAAAUGAAUGAAAAAGUCACAAAAGAAAUCAAUACAAGAUCGACGGUUACGUUUGCUAAAGAUUUGGAUCUACUAUCGAACCAACUUUCUGAAAUGGGUCUGGAUUUCAUUGGUGAAGACGCGUACAAACAGGUAUUGAAAUUGAGCAGAAGAUUGAUAAACGGUGAUCUUGAGCAUCAGUGGUUUGAAGAGAGCUUGCGCCAGGCUUAUAAUAAUAGGGCCUUUAAACUUUAUACAAUCGACAAAGUUACUCAAUCGUUAGUGAAGCAUGCUCACACCUUGAUGACCGAUGCUAAAACUGCAGAAAUAAUGGCGUUGUUUGUUAAGGAUAGAAAUGUCACUACGACGAGUGCGAAAGGCCAAAUUAUUUACCGCUUGCAGGUGCGUUCUCAUAUGUCUAACACAGAAAAUAUGUUCAGAAUAGAGUUCGAUAAAAGAACUUUGCACGUUUCCAUUCAAUAUAUUGCCCUUGAUGAUUUGACACUAAAGGAACCUAAAGAAGAUGAAGAUAAAUGGAAAUAUUAUGUAACAUCGUAUGCUUUACCACAUCCGACAGAAGGUGUUUUGCACGAGAAACUGAAGAUACCAUUUUUGGAGAGGCUCAUCGAAUUUGGACAAGAUAUUGAUGGAAAGGAUGUAGAUGAAAAGUUCUCGCCAGAAGGCAUUUCUGUAUCGACAUUGAAAAUUAAAAUCCAGCCAACGACCUAUAAAUUGGAUAUCGAAAAUGGGUCUUACGAUGUUUUUACUCGUAAGUCUGCUAACAAAUAUCCUACUGUUGCUAAUGAUGAUACUCACAAAGAAGUGGUUGUUCAGAAAAAGGAGCUGAUAUCAAGAUUUUUAGACUGUGCGGUUCAUUUGAGAAACGAUCUAAAUGAAAGCCAGAAAAUAAGUAUGCAAGAAAAAUUUGAAAGUCUUAAAGACACUACAGCCAAAUUGAAUGUUGACGGUCAGGUAGUAGACACCAAAAUUGAAGAAGCUACAAAGACGAAACAAGAGCAGCAAGAGAAUUUGGCGUCUUCCGAUGCGAGUGUGUUUUCUUCCACGUCUGAUGUACCACAAGAUGAUAAUAUAGAAGUGAUGCGAAGUACGGGACUCUCAGAUACAGAGACAAAGAUCUAG
Messenger RNA from Saccharomyces mikatae IFO 1815, 4701 nucleotides. It is a transcript of the gene SIN3, whose product is annotated as transcriptional regulator SIN3. Gene Ontology annotation, cellular component: chromatin; Sin3-type complex. Lineage: Eukaryota; Fungi; Ascomycota; Saccharomycetes; Saccharomycetales; Saccharomycetaceae. Gene Ontology annotation, biological process: negative regulation of transcription by RNA polymerase II. The record is from RefSeq and is a predicted model, not a curated record. The transcript has a single exon. The coding region runs from base 1 to 4701 and encodes 1566 amino acids. Gene Ontology annotation, molecular function: transcription corepressor activity.